AUGGCUGGAAAGACCAAGUCUGUAGCCAUCAUUGGUGGUGGAGCAUCCGGGGCUGUCGUGCUGGACACUUUGGUCAAAGAAGAGGCAUUUGAGGAGAUUGUUCUCUAUGAGAGAAGAGACGUUCUAGGAGGAGUGUGGGUGCUUGAUGAGAAGCCAGACGAGCUCGACGUUCCACCAGGCGUUGGUCAGGAGGUGCUGGACCCUCCAUUGGCGAUACCAGAGUUCCAAGAGCAGCUUAGAGCACCAAGAUCAACUCAGCAGAGAUACGUUCAUACUCCUUGUUACAAGGAUCUCAGAACAAAUACUCCAGAGCUGACCAUGACGUACAGCGAUAGGGCAUUUUGGGAUACUAAGGACGGGGAAAGGAUCGAAGAGAAAGGUAUAUAG
This is a messenger RNA of Williopsis jadinii, 387 nucleotides long. RefSeq lists its product as uncharacterized. Bases 1 to 387 code for a protein of 128 amino acids. The record is from RefSeq and is a predicted model, not a curated record. Lineage: Eukaryota; Fungi; Ascomycota; Saccharomycetes; Phaffomycetales; Wickerhamomycetaceae. The transcript has 2 exons.